Hydatigera taeniaeformis is the source of this 969-nucleotide messenger RNA. The record is from the annotation of a GenBank genome assembly. NCBI's taxonomy places the organism in Eukaryota, Metazoa, Platyhelminthes, Cestoda, Cyclophyllidea, Taeniidae.
CCUGUUAUUCAGAAAUUUGGAUUUGCUCUCUCGGGUUGGAUAAUUCUCAUCUUAACAGGCAUUUGUGCGGUGUUAUCAGGGUUUCUACCCAAUACCCGAGAUCUCUGGUAUAAUCCAGGUACCAAAGGGAAGAAAUCCCAGCAGUACGACAAGGACACGAGACAGAAUCUCCUCUCUGUCUCCUCAGCAAGCACGGAGAUUCCCUCAACUCACUCCAUCUCUCCAACGAGGAAGUCCUGCUGCCUCGCCCUCAAGCAGGCGUUCGCUUUUGUGACAGUACCAAUAGUCAUAGAGAUCAUCACAAAUUUGCUCGUUGGCAUGGUUGCAUUGACCGAUAUUCCCAUCUUAAAUCUCUACUUCAUUGGCAAUCCCUUCACAAUGACAAUUUCACAAGUCGGAUUGGCCAUUGGCCUUCGAACUAUUGGGUGUUCGGUUGUUUCUGGCCUCUUCGUGCUGUUCAACAUGUUCUACUUACAGCCCAGACUGGCUACACCAAACACACCAACAUCCAAAGCGUCCAAAUCACUCGGCAUUGAGGAUAGUGUCCCACAUCUCACCGACGCCGAAGUUGUCGCUGAAAAGAAGGCAAAGAUCCUAGAGGCUCGGCGUAUCAUGCUUUUUAGCCUCGGAGGCAUCUUCCUAGUCAUGGCUACGAGUCGGUUCUUCUACGGAAUCUCGAGCAACGUGGACAAACCCACGUGCUUCGUUCUGCUCUUCAUAGGUAUGACUCUGAACGCUUUCCAGUUUUAUGGACCUCUAGUGCGAGCUCUUCUGUCGGGCUUGGUGGCUUGUGAAGUGCAAGGUCUCCUGUAUGCCCUCGUUGGCUUCUCCGAUGCCUUGGGUUCAUUCAUAGGCUUGACUGCAUUACCAGCAUUGUUUGCCUCGACGGUAUUUAUGAAUGCUGGCUUUGUGUUCCACGUAGGGGCCCUCAUCCUCUCUCUGGCCUUCGUGCUUACCGCGUAUGUUUAA